AUGCCUGACGAGCUUGAGGAACGGCUGAAACAGCAUGCCCGCAGUUUCGAUGGGCUGCUGUCGUUAAUACCGGCCAAGGUGUACUAUGGCGAAGAUGUCAGCGACCAAUGGAAGAGGAAGAAGCAGACGCCCGAGCAAAAGCGAGAAGCAAAGAGGCAAAAGCUGGAUCCAGACAACUGGAAGAGUGCCAAAGAUGUCAUGGAUGAACGGGAGGCUGCAUCCAAGAAGCGGCAAAGAGAAGAAGAUGGCGAUGACUUUGAAAUCGACGGUAUCGAGCUAGAAGAGCCAACGAAAAAGGCCGACGGAGCAGAACGCAAGUCCAAGAAGCAGAAAAUAGACAAGAGCGAGGCGCCGCCACCAACAGAGACCGACGAGGAAAGAAGACAGCGGAUACGAGACGCCAAAGCCGCUAAACGAGAGCGAAGGAGAGAAAAGAAGCUCAAGUCGAAAGAGAAGGCGGAUCGAAGCAAGGCUCGAAAGCAGGCUGAGAAGGCUGCCAAAAAUCAGGACAAGCCUAAGAAAGCAAAGAACAACAAGCAGCCGCCCGAAAAGAGUGAGAAUGCAGGAGAAGACGCAGCUGAGGCUGACAACGACAAUAACGAAGGGGAUGAAGGUGUGGCCGAAGAAAUUGAUAUUCAGCAGCCAGCGCAUACACUGACUACCCAGCUUGACGAUGAAUCCAUGUCCGAUGUUUCAGAGCCUGAGGACACCGAAGUCUUCUCGCCACCACAGGAAUCAGGUACUUCUUCAACGUCCUCGAUCAAUCCACCGGCAGAAGACCUCGUUCAAGCGAAGCCUACGCCGCCCACCGCAGACCCGACAGCUCCACCACCAAAAGAACGACUGGCUAAUGCUCUAGCAGCAUUCCGCAGUCAAAGAAAAGCAGAUGUCGAAACAGCUCCCAAAUCGCGCGCUGAAUUGCUCGAGCAGCGCCGCCGACAGGAGGAGAAAAAGCGUGUGGAGAAGAAGGAGCGGAUCCGCCACGAGAAGGAAGAAGCUCAGCGACAGCAGGAGGCCGAAAUAGCUGCACGAUUCUCCCCUGGUGGUUCUGGAUCUCUGCUCAACUCUCCACGAUCACCAAUAUCAACACCUGAUCUGAAUGAGUCAAACAAUUUCUCUUUCGGCCGAAUCGCAUUCGACGAUGGGAGUGCCUUCAACCCCAACAUGCAAGCCGAUAACGAAGCAGGCUCCGAUCAGCGCAAAAAGAAAGGCCCCUCCGACGCCGCUACAGCCCUAGCAGCAGCCCUCAAGAAGAAGUCCCGCCUGUCCGGCUUAGACGACGAGAAGAAAUCCCGCAUAGCCAGCCAAGACAUGUGGAUGGCUGCUCGAAAGCGUGCGGCCGGCGAGAAGGUCAAAGACGACACCUCCUUGCUGAAGAAAGCACUGAAACGCCAGGAAGGCCAGAAGAAGAAAAGCGAGAAGGAAUGGACUGACCGCAAGGAAGGCAUCGACAAGAGCAUAGCGGCACGACAGAAGAAGCGGACUGAUAAUCUGGCAAAGAGGCAGGAGGAAAAGGGUAAGAAAGGCAAGGGCAAGCCGAAGAGGCCUGGGUUUGAGGGGAGUUUUAAGGGGAGAACUGGUGGGAAGAAGAAGGGGAAGGCCUAA
Cyphellophora attinorum is the source of this 1605-nucleotide messenger RNA. RefSeq names its product Ribosomal RNA-processing protein 14. The transcript has 3 exons. The record is from RefSeq and is a predicted model, not a curated record. The coding region runs from base 1 to 1605 and encodes 534 amino acids. Gene Ontology annotation, biological process: ribosomal small subunit biogenesis; ribosomal large subunit biogenesis. Lineage: Eukaryota; Fungi; Ascomycota; Eurotiomycetes; Chaetothyriales; Cyphellophoraceae. Gene Ontology annotation, cellular component: nucleolus. Gene Ontology annotation, molecular function: DNA binding; RNA binding.